AUGCAGCUUUUACUGGAUCUCGUGGUCCAUCUGCAGACAGCUGGUGUCACUACAUGCUGCUACGGAGAUUUCAUGCGUCCACUAGGUUACGCACCUUUACUGGAUUACCUAAAUGAAGGUAAAGAUAAAAGUUAG
Messenger RNA from Strongylus vulgaris, 135 nucleotides. The record is from the annotation of a GenBank genome assembly. NCBI's taxonomy places the organism in Eukaryota, Metazoa, Nematoda, Chromadorea, Rhabditida, Strongylidae.